Molecule: messenger RNA, 1466 nt
Organism: Lontra canadensis (Northern American river otter)
Lineage: Eukaryota; Metazoa; Chordata; Mammalia; Carnivora; Mustelidae
Gene: SMPD2
Product: sphingomyelin phosphodiesterase 2
Exons: 10
Coding region: 181-1449 (422 amino acids)
Cellular component (GO): cytoplasm
Molecular function (GO): sphingomyelin phosphodiesterase activity
Source: RefSeq, a predicted model, not a curated record
CCCCGGCCGAGGGCCUGAGCGGCGCGGGCUGGGAGGCCGGGGCCUUCCGGGGCGCACGGGGGCGGGGCCGACCACCUGUGCGCACCGCCCCGGGAGGCGGGGCCGCCCGCCAGCCCCGGUUCCAGCCGCGGCCGUCGCCGGGGAGGCCGUGCAGUCCCGCGCCCGCGGAGCGUGCUCGCCAUGAAGCCCAACUUCACUCUGCGACUGAGGAUCUUUAACCUCAACUGCUGGGCCAUUCCCUACCUGAGCAAGCGCCGGGCCGACCGCAUGAAGCGCCUGGGAGACUUUCUCAACAUGGAGAGCUUCGACCUAGCUCUCCUGGAAGAGGUGUGGAGUGAGCAGGACUUCCAGCACCUGAGACAGAAGCUGUUGCCCACCUACCCAGCUGCCCACUACUUCAGGAGUGGUAUCAUUGGCAGUGGCCUCUGCGUCUUCUCCAAACAUCCUAUCCAGGAAUUCACCCAGCACGUCUACACCCUCAACGGGUACCCCUACAUGAUCCAUCAUGGAGACUGGUUCUGCGGGAAGGCUGUGGGGCUACUGGUGCUCCAUCUAAGUGGACUGGUGCUCAAUGUCUACGUGACCCAUCUCCAUGCCGAGUACAGUCGACAGAAGGACAUCUACCUAACACACCGUGUGGCCCAAGCUUGGGAACUGGCCCAGUUCAUCCACCACACAUCCAAGAAGGCCGAUGUGGUUCUGUUGUGUGGGGACCUCAACUUACACCCAAAGGACCUGGGCUGCCGCCUGCUGAAGGAGUGGACGGGGCUGCAUGAUGCCUACCUGGAGACCCGGGACUUCAAGGGCUCUGAGGAGGGCUGUACCAUGGUACCUGAGAACUGCUACGUCAACCAGCGGGAACUAGAGCCAUUUCCGCUUGGCAUCCGCAUUGACUAUGUGCUGUAUAAGGCGGUUUCUGGCUUCUACAUCUCCUGUAAGACUCUUAGAACCACUACAGGCCAUGAUCCUCACAGUGGCAGCCCCCUCUCUGAUCACGAGGCCCUGAUGGCUACUCUGUGUGUGAGACACAGCCCCCCGCAGCAUACCCCCAGCCCUACUCAUGGACCAGAAGGGUCACAGUUGAUCAGUGUAUUAAAGGAGGCCUGGAGAGAGCUGGACCUGGGCGUGGCUCAAGCCCACUGGUGGGCCACCUUCGCCGGCUACGUGAUUGGUCUAGGGCUGCUUCUCCUGGCCUUGCUGUGUGCCUUGGCAGCUGGAGGAGGCGUCAGGGAAGUUGCCAUACUACUCUGGACUCCCAGUGUAGGACUGCUGCUAGGGGCGGGGGCGGUCUACCUCUUCCACAUGCAGGAGGCCAAGGGCUUAUCUGGGGCUCGGGCUGAGCUCCAGCAUGUGCUGGGAAGGGCAAGGGAAGCCCAGGAUUCGGGCCUAGCGUCUCAGCCAGCCCUGCUCCUAGGGCAGCAGGAGGGGGAUGGAACUGAGGAACAAUAAAGCUUAACACUUUCAUG